AUGGCUUGCAAGGACCUGUACCCACCGAAAACCAGCGUGGCCGUCCCACAGCCCAUCGCCGACAGCUGCAACGAGCUGUGCGCCCGGCAGUGCCCCGACUCCACAGCCUUCAUCCAGCCACCCCCCGUGGUGGUCACCUUCCCUGGCCCCAUCCUCAGCUCCUUCCCCCAGCAAGCCGUGGUGGGCUCCUCUGGAGCACCCGCCUUCGGGGGCAACCUGGGGCUGGGGGGCCUCUAUG
Molecule: messenger RNA, 238 nt
Organism: Tauraco erythrolophus (red-crested turaco)
Lineage: Eukaryota; Metazoa; Chordata; Aves; Musophagiformes; Musophagidae
Product: scale keratin
Cellular component (GO): intermediate filament
Molecular function (GO): structural constituent of cytoskeleton
Source: RefSeq, a predicted model, not a curated record